AUGCAAGGUAGGAGAGUAGCAAGAGAACUUGUCUUUGAUCCUGAAAUAGAGAAAACAGCUAAAGCAAACAGGAAAGCAGUUCGGUUAGCCCGAGAGGCUGCCCGGUUAGCAGGUGUUGCACAAGAAAGUAGUGAAGAAGCGGUUUCUAGUCCAAACACAUCGGACAACGAAGCCAACAUCAUGGCUGAAAAUCCACCACCACCUCCACCAGUUGUGCCUGAGAGGAUGUUAGGUGACUAUGGGCAAAGAAACAAUGGAGAGCUUGCCAAUCUGGGUUUCCAACCGCGAAAUCAUGUGUCAUUUGAUAUCAAGAAUUCAGUGCUCAGCGCCCUCAAAGAGAAUCAAUACUCAGGGGCAGAAACACAAUGUCCAAAUCUGCACCUGGAGCAUUUCUAUGAAGCUUGUGACUAUACAGACCCACCAGGAGUAUCUGAAUCAGAUAAAAGAUUAAGGCUUUUCAAGUACUCGUUAACUGGAAGAGCUAAAGACUGGCUGGACACAAUACCACCUAACACCAUCAAUACUUGGCAAGAGCUAGAGAUGAAGUUCAUGGAUAGGUACUUUCCAAUUCACAAGUAUUUGGAAAGAAGAGCUGACAUUACAAGUUUUGAGCAAGGAGACUCCGAAACAUUGUAUGAUGCCUGGGAAAGAUUCAAACUGAGCCUGAAGAAGUGUCCUAAGCAUGGGCUCGAUAGUCAUACUCAAAUGCAGCAUUUCACACAAGGAUUGAGAGCUCAAACUAGAAUGUUUCUAGAUGCAUCGGCAGGUGGAUCUUUGAAAAAUAAAAAUCAAACUCAAGCUAGAGAGUUGGUGGAGUCCAUGGCUCAAAAUGAGUACAGAGUUGAAAAUGAUCGUGGUGCAAAGAAGAAGGCAGGCAUGAUAGAGCUCGAUACUCAAACUGCUCUUUUGGCCCAAUCUACAUUGAUGAAUUCUCAAAUGGCAGCUGUGUUGAAACACCUCACUAGCACUCCUAAUGCCCAAAUGCCAGUCAUGGCAGCUAAUGAAGUGAAAUGUGAUUUUUGUGGACAAGGGCAUGCUAAUGGCCAAUGUUUUCCUGAAGGGUCAGAAGAGGCAAAGUACCUAGCCAACUUCAAAAGGAACAACCCAAAGUAUGAUCCAUAUUCAAACACUUAUAACCCAGGUUGGAGAGAUCAUCCAAACUUUGGUUGGGGAGGAAAUCAAAACUCAAAUCAAUCUCAACAACAAUCUUCUUCACAAAACUCCCAACAAAGGAGACCUUCUCAAUUAGAGGAUACACUUACUCAAUUCAUAAAGGUGACGCAAGGGAACUUCGAAGCUAUGAAGGUUAGCCAAGAUCAAAUGAAAACCAACCAAGAUAUUGCCAACAAGAAUCAUGAAGCUUCAAUUAAGAACUUGGAAACUCAAGUUGGGCAAUUGUCAAGGCAAUUCGCGGCUACUCAAAAUAAUGGUUUUGAAGGUUCUACAAAGGAUAAUCCGAGGAAUGAAAGUUGCAAGGCGAUUAAUUUGAGAAAUAGAGUGGUUCCUUCACCUGAGAUUGUAACGAAGAAAAAGAAAAAAAUGAUUGAGAGUGAGAAAGAGGAGUUAGUUGAAGAUGAGAAAGAGAAAAAAAUUGAAAAAGAGAAUGAUGAGAAGUUAGUUGAAAAGAAAGGCAAGGGUGUAGAGGAGAAAGAAAGUUCUGUCCAUGCUAAAUUGCCAUAUCCGCGCAAGAAGAAGGCAAAGGCUAAUGAUCAUCAACAAUUCAAAAAAUUUAUGAAGAUGCUUCAUGAUCUCCAAAUUAACAUUCCUUUUGCUGAAGUGUUGGAACAAAUGCCUGUCUAUGCCAAAUUCAUGAAAGAUCUCUUGACAAAGAAAAGGAAACCUCUUGAUGAUGACACAGUUGAUAUGACAGAGGAAUGUAGCGCCAUAAUUCAAAAGAAGCUUCCUCAAAAGAAGAAAGAUCCGGGAAGUUUUACUAUCCCAUGUUCUAUUGGCAACAUUUCCGUUGGUCGAGCUCUAUGUGAUUUGGGAGCAAGCAUAAAUCUCAUGCCAUUGUCAAUGAUGAAAAAGAUUCCGGGAGCCGUUGCUAAACCUACAAAAAUGCAACUCUCUUUGGCUGAUCGAUCAAUAGUACAUCCAUAUGGCAUACUACAUGAUGUGUUGGUAAGAGUUGCGGAGUUUGUUUUCCCGGCGGAUUUCGUCAUCCUUGAUAUGGAAGAUGAUGCAGAUGUAGAACCAUUGUUGUUGGGUAGACCAUUCUUAGCUACCGGAAGAGCAUUGAUUGAUGUUGAGAUGGGAGAACUUAUGUUGAGAACACAUGGGGAACAAGUCAUGUUUAACGUGUUCAAAGCUAUGAAACACCAUGAUGAGGAGCCACAAUGUUACAAGGUUGACGUGAUUGAGGAAGUGGUAGAAGAUGUCUUAGUGGAAGAAACACCAUCCUUACCUUUAGAGAGAGUAAUUGUUAAUUCCAUCGAUGAUUUGGAGGAGGAAUGGGACAAGGAGAUUGAAAUUUGUCUCCGUCAGCUUGAAUCAUGUAAAGAAGAAGAAGCACAAAAAGAUUUUGAAAAUGUGUAUGCUGUGGAAGAGAAAGCUAGUGGUAAGGAGGACCUAAAAGUUACUAUUCCGGAGUUGAAAGAGCUCCCCCCUCACUUAAAAUAUGUUUUCUUAGGAGAAGAUGCUUCACAACCGGCAAUCAUAAGCAGCAGGUUGAGUUCUUUGGAAGCAGAGAAGCUAACUAGAGUCUUGCGAGAAAAUAAAGAAGCCAUGGGUUGGAGCAUCUCUGAUUUGAAAGGGAUUAGUCCCGGAUUCUGUAUGCAUAAGAUAAAAAUGGAAGAUGAAUACAAACCUGUGGUGCAACCUCAAAGAAGACUAAAUCCAACCAUGAAAGAAGUGGUGAAGAAAGAGGUUCUUAAACUUCUAGAAGCUGGUAUGAUUUAUCCAAUCUCGGAUAGUGCGUGGGUUAGUCCUGUCCAUGUGGUCCCGAAAAAAGGUGGUAUGACAGUUGUGAGAAAUGAAAAAAAUGAACUGAUACCCACUCGCACCGUCACUGGGUGGCGGAUGUGUAUAGACUACAGGCGGUUGAACUCGGCAACAAGGAAGGACCAUUUUCCUCUUCCAUUCAUGGACCAAAUGUUGGAAAGGCUUGCAGGGCAGGCCUAUUAUUGCUUUUUGGAUGGAUAUUCUGGGUACAAUCAGAUUGUAGUAGACCCAGAGGAUCAGGAGAAAACAGCUUUUACUUGCCCUUUUGGAGUAUUCGCUUACCGGAAGAUGCCUUUCGGGUUGUGCAACGCACCGGCCACAUUCCAGCGGUGUAUGCUAUCUAUUUUUGCUGAUAUGAUGGAGGACACAAUCGAGGUAUUUAUGGAUGAUUUUUCUGUGUUUGGUAAGUCUUUUGAUAAAUGUUUAGCCAAUUUGAAUGCCGUAUUGAAGAGAUGCAUAAGUACCAAUUUAGUUUUAAAUUGGGAAAAAUGUCAUUUUAUGGUUAAAGAAGGUAUUGUGCUUGGACACAAAAUCUCUUCAAAGGGCAUUCAAGUUGACCAAGCAAAGAUAGAGGUUAUUAAGGAAUUGCCUCCUCCCGUGAAUGUUAAGGGAGUGAGAAGCUUCUUAGGACAUGCCGGUUUCUAUCGGCGUUUCAUAAAAGACUUUUCCAAAAUAGCUAAGCCCUUAAGUAACCUCCUCGUGAAGGAAAAUGAAUUCAAAUUUGAUGAUGAAUGUUUGAAUGCUUUUGUUGUGAUUAAAGAAAAGUUGGUCACCGCGCCCAUAAUCGUUGCACCUAAUUGGGAUCUCCCUUUUGAAUUAAUGUGUGAUGCAAGUGAUUAUGCGGUUGGAGCGGUGCUUGGCCAACGACAUGCGAAAUUUUUCCAUGCUAUAUACUAUGCAAGCAAGGUUUUGAAUGAAAACCAAAUCAAUUAUACAACUACUGAAAAAGAGUUGCUUGCAAUAGUAUUUGCUUUGGAAAAAUUUCGCUCUUAUCUGAUUGGAUCGAAAGUUGUUGUUUUUUCAGAUCACUCGGCACUUAAGUACCUCCUCACAAAAGGCGACUCAAAGCCUAGACUCUUGAGGUGGGUACUACUUCUGCAGGAAUUUGAUUUGGAGAUAAAAGACAAGAAAGGUGUGGAGAAUGUGGUCGCGGACCAUUUGUCAAGGUUAGAAAAUCCAAUGGUGACCACAAAAGAGAAGUGCAUUAACGAAGAGUUCCCGGAUGAAAAAUUGCUGAUGGUUUCUAAAAGGCCUUGGUUUGCUGACAUGGCUAAUUUCAAAGCAGGAAAUGAAAUUCCGGAGGACUAUUCCUAUCAGCAAAAGAAGAAAUUCUUUAGAGAUGCUAACUUCUAUUUUUGGGAUGAUCCAUACCUAUUUAAGGUGGGGCAAGAUGGUUUGAUCCGUAGAUGUGUUGAUGAAGAAGAGGCGCAAAGUAUAAUGUGGCACUGCCACAGUUCUCCAUAUGGUGGUCAUCACAGUGGUCCACGAACAGCAGCAAAGGUGCUUCAAAGUGGUUUCUUUUGGCCGACACUGUUUGCAGAUUGUGUAGAGUUUGCUAGAAGAUGUGAUAAUUGCCAGAGGACCGGCAAUGUUUCAAAGCGGGAUGAGAUGCCUCUAAACCAAAUGCUCGAAGUAGAACCUUUUGAUUGUUGGGGGAUUGAUUUCAUGGGACCUUUUCCAUCUUCACGGUCUAACCUUCAUAUAUUGGUGUGUGUAGAUUAUGUUACAAAAUGGGUGGAAGCUAUUCCUUGCCAAGCAAAUGACUCUCAUACCGUGGUCAAGUUUCUUAAAGAAAAUAUUUUUACUCGGUUUGGGGUUCCUAGAAUUCUCAUUAGUGAUGGAGGCAAACAUUUUUGUAACAAAUACUUGGAGAAUGUCUUGGAGAAAUACAAUGUUAAGCACAAGGUGGCCACUCCAUACCAUCCUCAGACAAGUGGACAAGUUGAAGUAUCUAACCGGCAAUUGAAACAAAUUCUGGAGAAAACGGUUUCUACUUCAAGGAAAGACUGGUCAAUGAAGCUUAAUGAUACACUUUGGGCUUAUAGAACCGCGUUCAAGACACAUUUGGGGUUCUCUCCGUACCAACUAGUUUAUGGCAAAUCAUGUCACCUACCGGUUGAGCUAGAACACAAGGCAUAUUGGGCUGUGAAAUUUUUAAAUUUUGAUGCAGGUCUUGCAGGUGAGAAAAGAUUGCUUAAGCUGAAUGAACUUGAAGAAUGGCGGAUGCAAGCAUAUGAAAAUGCCGUGAUUUUUAAAGCAAGGACAAAGAAGUAUCAUGACAAAGGGUUGGUAAGAAAGGAGUUUAAGAAAGGACAGCAAGUCUUGUUGUUCAAUUCUCGUUUAAGGUUAUUCCCGGGUAAGCUGAUGUCUCGGUGGUCUGGUCCGUUUGUCAUUAAGGAAGUUUUUCCACACGGGGCUGUGGAAAUUUUUACACCAGGAGAGGAGGAGAAAUCUUUCAAAGUAAAUGGACAAAGACUCAAGUUUUAUAAGGGAGGAGAUUUUAAUCGCCACAAGGUGGCAGUACUUUUCGAAGACCCUUGAGGUUUCGAGACCGUCAAGCUAAUGACGCUAAAAGUAGCGCUGCUUGGGAGGCAACCCAAGGUUUUAUUUAACCGUAAUAGUUUUUCUUUUGAUUUUUUGUGUUGUGCAGGUCAAAUUGAAAAAAAAAGAGGAGUGUGAAAAGUAUCACAAUCAGGAAUUUACGCUUGGGGCACCAAAAAUUUCGCCUGAAGCAUAAGAAAGGAGCAGAAAAAUUCAAAUCCUGAGUGAUUUACGUUUGGGGCGGAAGAAAUUGCGCCUAAGGCGUAAAAAUAAUGAUGAAAAAUGGGUGCCCACUGUUUUGCCGUUUGGGGCGGAAGAAAUUACGUUUGGGGCGUAAAAAUCCUGAAGAAAUUGGGUUGCUUAAUAUUUUGCCGUUUGGGGCGGAAGAACUGCCGUUUGGGGCGGAAAAUCACACUGAAAAAAAAUGGUGCUCUCUGUUUUGCCGUUUGGGGCGGAAAAAUUUGUGUUUGGGGCGGAAAUAUUUCGUUUUAGGCGUAAACACAUAUGAAACCCUCAUUCUUUCUCUCAAACUUCAUCUUCUUCAACAAACCUUAUCCUUUCUCUCAAACUUCAUCUCCUUCCUCACACAAAUCCUCCAUUAACAACCAUCCAAACCUUCAAACCCAACACAAAUCCUUCAUUAAAACAACAACCACAACAAAUUCACCCAUUAUCUUUCACCAAUUUCAUCCUCAAAUCUCAAACCCCUCUUGAACCUAAACCUCCCAAAUCCUUCAAACUCCAUUAAAACAACAACCUCUCUCACACCCAUAACACCAAACCCACGAAAUUUCUUCCAUCUAACUCUAUUCUUCAAAACCCAUCAUUAACAACAACCAAUUCUUCAAAUUUUUUCCAAAACCCAAAAUCAAAAACCCUUCAAAACCCUACACGAAAAUUCACCCAAAAACACCAUAAAUCUUCAUCUUUUCCAUCACUCACCCAUAACCCAUCACCCUUCUCAAUCUUUACCUUUCACACCAUGAAGAACAUAUUCAAAAAAUCCUCAAAAGAUAAAGAAGUUGAAGUUGGGUCUUCAAAAUCAAGGUCAAAAGUGGUGAAGAAAAGGAGAGUAGUCCGAACUCCUACACCGUCACCUUCGCCUUCUCCUCCACCAUCACCGCCUAGAGAGCAAUCACCACCUCCUCCAACGCCGGUUGUGACUGAAAUUCCUCGGUCACGUUUUGUUCGUCCAACGGCCUACAAUCGGUACCAGACUCUCAAAAGUAAGGACUUCAAACCUGAAAAGCGUCUCACGGAUGAAGUGCUAGCAUUGCCCUUAAUUGAAGCAGAAUUCCGCAACAGGCAUUGGUAUGAGUUUAAUUUCUGUCUUCGGUCUGGAAAUCGUACUUUAGCAUUAGAAUUUUUGAGUAAUGCAUGGCGAGUGAAAAAUUCGUCACCACGGAUUGCUAAAGUACGCGGGGUAGAUGUAGACUACUCCCCGGAAACUAUAAAUAGGUUAUUUCAUUUUAAUGUUCCUGAAUUCUGUGUUCUGAAUCAUCGACGUGAGAAUAGGGCAACCAUGGCAUCAGAUAAGCGUGAGGCUUUAAAAUCUCAGCUGACCGUACCCGGAAGUGUGUGGGUGAGACCAUCGAGACAGCUCCCACCCCAGCGGUUUAAAACCGCUCAUUUGUUGGAUUUUCCACGGAUUUGGGCUGAAUUUUGGAUAAAUAACGUGGAGCCAAGUGGGAACAAUUCUGAGAUUCCUAUGGAUGUAGGGCUAGCACUUCAAGCUAUUUUGUUAGGUGAAGACAUAGAUUUGGGCACAAUUCUGAGUGAUGAUUUGUCUGCAAUUAUCCAGAAAGAUCCCGGGUCAUAUAGUCUAACACAUCUCUGUUUGAUCACUAAACUGUGUCUGGAUCAAAAUGUUGCUACUUUUGAUGAUGAUCAAAUGGAAGAGCCUAGAAAAGUCACUACGGCUUUUGUAAGAGAUGUGAGAAGAAAAACUUUCGGGAAGACAUUCAUUCCAUUUGCUGAUGUGGAUGAUGUAAUGGAUUACACGAUUGAGGGAGGAGGUGAAGAAAGGGAGGAGAAUGUUGAAAAUAUGAUGCCCCAUGACAUACCACAAGGUCCGGAAAUGGAGAGUUUUCCAGCUCCGCAGUUUGAUGUGAAUGUUCUUGCUGACAUGGUGUGGAAAAUGGACAUGAGCACCCAACAGGGCAUUGAUAUGGCGGACCACUAUGACACUUCAUCCGCCUUAUGGCAAGCAUCCAUGCGUUACCGGGAGCAAGUCCCGGCAUAUUUCUAUCCGAGAUAUCCAACAAUGCAUGAAUUUGAUGAAGCUCACAAUCAAAGAGUUAGGAGCAUGGCGGCUACACAUGAAAGGAACCGUGCUACCUACAUUCGCCAAAGGAGGGCAGCUGGCCUUCCAGAUGAAGGAGGGUCCUCAUCAAUGCAAUUUCCUGGAAAUCUGCCUCGUUUUGAUCAUGAUCACAACAUGCCCGAGCAGGAUUGAGGUUUUGUGCCAUUCACCUUUACUGUCCUUCUCCUCUAUAGAUUCUUUUUGGCCUGUGUAUUAUGAUUCCUUUGUUUAAUUUGUUGCAUGCUUGAUGUUGGUCUAUAAUAAGUACUUGAGCUAGUCGUUGUGUUUUCUUUGAAUGUUUUAGUCUUUUUGAAAACUUCACACUAUUGAAAUUUGUUUGGCUAUCAUCUUAGAUUCAAAAUUGUUGACCAAAUGUGUGAUAUGAAUUUGUGAUGUUUUUGAUUGUUUCGGAUGCAUCAUAGUGAUGAUUUAGGCAAGGCUUAGGGACUCUCACAAAUAUUGACCAUAGUUUAAUUCA
Messenger RNA from Trifolium pratense (red clover), 8261 nucleotides. RefSeq lists its product as uncharacterized. Bases 1 to 5481 code for a protein of 1826 amino acids. The transcript is spliced from 2 exons. The record is from RefSeq and is a predicted model, not a curated record. Gene Ontology annotation, molecular function: nucleic acid binding. Lineage: Eukaryota; Viridiplantae; Streptophyta; Magnoliopsida; Fabales; Fabaceae. Gene Ontology annotation, biological process: DNA integration.